Messenger RNA from Merops nubicus (carmine bee-eater), 234 nucleotides. Its product is annotated as tropomyosin beta chain-like. Gene Ontology annotation, biological process: muscle contraction; actin filament organization. The annotation marks the transcript as partial. The record is from RefSeq and is a predicted model, not a curated record. The transcript is spliced from 3 exons. Gene Ontology annotation, cellular component: actin filament. Gene Ontology annotation, molecular function: actin filament binding. NCBI's taxonomy places the organism in Eukaryota, Metazoa, Chordata, Aves, Coraciiformes, Meropidae.
AAGCUGGAGGAGGCUGAGAAGGCAGCUGAUGAGAGCGAGAGAGGCAUGAAGGUCAUCGAAAACAGGGCCAUGAAAGAUGAGGAGAAGAUGGAGCUCCAGGAAAUGCAGCUGAAGGAAGCAAAGCACAUAGCCGAGGAGGCUGACCGCAAAUACGAGGAGGUUGCCCGCAAGCUGGUCGUCCUUGAGGGAGAGCUGGAGCGCUCAGCGGCGAGGGCAGAGGCGGCAGAGAGGUGA